This is a messenger RNA of Phyllostomus discolor (pale spear-nosed bat), 171 nucleotides long. RefSeq names its product thymosin beta-4-like. Gene Ontology annotation, biological process: actin filament organization; regulation of cell migration. The transcript has a single exon. NCBI's taxonomy places the organism in Eukaryota, Metazoa, Chordata, Mammalia, Chiroptera, Phyllostomidae. Gene Ontology annotation, cellular component: cytoplasm. Gene Ontology annotation, molecular function: actin monomer binding. Bases 40 to 171 code for a protein of 43 amino acids. The record is from RefSeq and is a predicted model, not a curated record.
CCUCUUGUUCAUGCACCUCAUUCUGCUUCCUCUGCAACCAUGUCUGACAAACUUGAUAUGGCUGAGACUGAGAGAUUCGGUAAGUCAAAAUUGAAGAAGAUGGAAAUGCAAGAGAAAAAUUCACUACCUUCCAAAGAGAUGGUUGAACAGAAGCGAGCAAGUGAAUCGUAA